GAUUGAUAUGCGACAAAUCAGUUAAACGCUGAUGAUAUUCGAAGAUGGCAGUUAGCAUUGAUGAAGUUCUUAGAUUUAUGGAGGAAAGUUUAGCAGCUGCGGGGGCUCCACUGGCGGAGGCGAAGGCCCAAGCGGAUCUCUUGAUCCAUGCCGAUUUAGUCGGCCACUUUAGCCACGGCCUCAAUCGUCUCGAACUCUAUAUCAAUGACAUGAAGAACGGUAUUUGUAAGCCAGCUGCAAGACCGGUGAUAUUAAAGGAAUCUGCCGCAACAGCUUGGGUGGAUGGAGCGCAUGCUUUGGGUGCUACAGUGGGAAACUUCUGUAUGGAUUUAGCCAUUCAGAAGGCAAAAGAAAGCGGAGUAGGAUGGGUCUCAGCUAAAGGAUGUAACCAUUUUGGCAUGGCUGGCUACUGGGCUCUAAAGGCAGAGCGUGAAGGUCUGAUCGGCAUGGCUUUUACCAAUUCUGCGCCGAUUAUGACGCCAACGAGGUCUAAGAAUAGCGCAAAUGGUACGAACCCCAUCGCCAUGGCAGCACCAGCAGGUGACGGCGACUCAUUAGUGGUUGAUAUGGCAACCACCGCGGCUGCUAUGGGCAAGGUGGAAAUACAAAUGCGUAAAGGAGAAAAGAUACCAGAAGGCUGGGCGCUCGGGCCAGACGCUAAGCCAACUACAGAUGCAGAACUGGCGUUUGUAUCUGGCAGACUUAUGCCGCUCGGUGGUUUCGAGCAAACCAGCGGUUACAAGGGCUAUGGUUUAAGUGUAAUGGUGGAACAGUUUUGUAGUGGUCUAUCUGGGUCGAACCCAUCUCAUAAGGUUUCCGGUUGGUCAUACACACAGACUCAACCUCCCAACAUGGGUCAAUGCUUUGUGGCUAUCGACCCAGAACGAUUCGCACCUGGCUUCCAAGGCAGAGUUAAAGAUUGCCUGGAUCAUUACAGAAGUCUGGAACCAGUUGACCCAGCGCUUCCAGUCUUAGCUCCAGGUGACAAAGAGAAAGAGAAUGAAUCUAUAACAAGAGAGAGGGGAACAAUCAUCUAUCCUCAAGCCCAAAUCGAGUCGUACAACAAAUUAGCGGUGGAAAUUGGUGUAGAACCUCUUAAAACCGAAUUCAUAUAAUACCAUCUUUUAUUUUUAAUACUUCUUUAAAAUUAAAAAAAAACAUUUUUAAGUGCCUAUCUGAUACCUAAUCCGCUGUUCUGCUAGUGUUUUUUUGUUUAUUGACUUUAAAUUGUUUAUAUGUAUUGUUUGUAUGUUGUACUAUAUAUAUAUUUAUAUUUAUACCAUAAUUGUCAUGAGUUAGAAAAGAUAACUUGUAAACUAUACUGUAGAUAUAGCAGUAUGACAUGGUCAAUUUUAAUAAGUUAAAACCACACAAUGUCAUUUUAACAAACCAGUGAAUGUGAUGACUAAAAAAGGUUUAUCAAAGGGUUUAUAAAAUAUAUCUUGAUUCGAAGAUAAGAUGCUUUCUAAGCAAAUUAUGCGAACAUGUUUCGUCUAUUAUUUCUAUCCUUAUUAUUUAAUUAUUUUUUACUUUUAUUAAGGGUUAUGUAUAUGUCAUAAAAUCAUAUUUUAAGUACUAUUUAACUAUGUUUUCUUUACGAGACCAAUACGAGAUAGUGACUUAGAAUAAUAAUAAUGAAGCGUGUUUAAUUCCAAUCUUUACAAUACUAUUGAAUAUACAGUUACUUGUUUGU
Molecule: messenger RNA, 1693 nt
Organism: Pieris rapae (cabbage white)
Lineage: Eukaryota; Metazoa; Arthropoda; Insecta; Lepidoptera; Pieridae
Product: (2R)-3-sulfolactate dehydrogenase (NADP(+))
Exons: 8
Coding region: 45-1115 (356 amino acids)
Molecular function (GO): oxidoreductase activity
Source: RefSeq, a predicted model, not a curated record